This is a messenger RNA of Lactuca virosa, 249 nucleotides long. The record is from the annotation of a GenBank genome assembly. Lineage: Eukaryota; Viridiplantae; Streptophyta; Magnoliopsida; Asterales; Asteraceae.
AUGACUAAAUUGUCCGCAUCUCUUACAUGUUUCACUGCUCUAACUAAGGCAAAACCCAAAAUAAUUUCUUUGUUGCUUCUCGUCGCAAACCGGAAACGACGACUGAAGAAAGGACUUAGGGUUUCGUUGUUGCAGCUGGUUCUUGGUUUUCUUCUCUUUUUGCUUCCUUUUCUUUUUCAAGUCCGAACACCUGCAAGUGGAAGUUCGCAACUCAUAGUGGUUGAUUUUAUCAAGCAGUGUCGGUUGUAA